CGCACUAGGGUAGUCUAAUCCAGACACGCAACAUGGAUCGCAUUCUCUGCGCGAUCUUAUAGAGGACGCGCUUUGAGGGACAGUGUGAAGAAGAGAGAGAGAGAGAGUGAGAGCGAGAGAAAGCGAGUGUGAAGACGCCGGAAUCUGUCCCCAUGUCUCAGGAGCGAACCUGUUCGAAAGAAUCGAAGGAACCAGCUAGAUUUAGACCACUCCUCCCCUUUCCCUCUACAGUUCGUCUGUUGUUGAGGGGGGAAUUCUCCCGUUGUAGACCUGCAUCAACGGAAAUUUUUACCACUGUCGACUAUGGAAAACAGUACAAUGAACCGAGACUGAGAUACACUACACAGGAACGCAGCCAACUAAACACAAGCCAAUAAACAACUUCGCGGAACCGCUUGGGCAGGCACGAGGAGGACGCACAGCGGACUGUUAGGAUAGCAUCGUUAAUAACGGUGUGACAUCACAUCAGACAGGCCAUUCUCAUGGAGUUCCUGAACGACUCGGCGGUCGAAGGAGCAGACCUGGCGGCCCUGCGAUUCUACAACGACUCGCUGCUUUUUCAAAACAACUUCAGCGGCGGGUACAACGAGACGGCCUUCCUCCCUGCCAGCGUUAAACUCACCAUUGUUGUUGUCUACAUGAUCGUGUGCGUGGUGGGGCUUGUGGGCAACUGUCUGGUCAUGUACGUCAUCAUAAGGUACACCAAGAUGAAAACAGCGACUAACAUCUACAUAUUCAACCUGGCACUGGCCGACUCCUUGGUCCUCGCCACCUUGCCCUUCCAGGGGACGGACGUGUUCCUGGGAUUCUGGCCGUUUGGAAAUGCCCUGUGCAAGGCUGUCGUCUCCAUCGACUACUACAACAUGUUCACCAGCACCUUCACGCUCACCGUCAUGAGCAUGGACCGCUACGUGGCCGUGUGUCACCCGGUCAAGGCCCUGGACAUGCGGACGCCUCACAAGGCCAAGGUGGUCAACAUCUGCGUCUGGGUUCUGGCGUCCGCCAUCGGGGUGCCAGCCAUGGUGAUGGGCGACAUCGAGGUGGAGCUGGAGCACAACAGCAUCGAGUGCAUCGUGGUUCUCCCAGAUCCCCGCACCUACUGGGAUCCGGUGUUCGGCACCUGCGUCUUCCUGUUCUCCUUCCUCGUCCCGGUGGCCAUCAUCAGCAUCUGCUACAGCCUGAUGGUCAAGCGUCUGCGCAGCGUCCGCAUUCUGUCCGGCUCCAAGGAGAAGGACCGCAACCUGCGGCGCAUCACGCGCAUGGUCCUGGUGGUGGUGGCGGCCUUCGUCGUCUGCUGGACCCCGGUGCAGAUCAUGGCGCUGGCCCAGUCGCUGGGCUUCAACCUGGGCUCGCUCCUCACCGUGGUCCUGAUGCACUUCUGCAUCGCGCUGGGCUACGUCAACAGCAGCCUCAACCCGGUCCUCUACGCCUUCCUCGACGAGAACUUCAAGAGGUGCUUCAGGGAGUUCUGCCACCCGGGCCCGUUCCACCUGGACAGUCGGCAGCAGUCGGGACGCAUGAGGAGCAUCGCCCGGGAGGUGGCCUACAACUGCAAGACGGCGGAUGGGAACACAAACCCCGCGUGACUAGGCGUGGAGCUGCCUCUGGUCUGCCACGAGCCCCAGAACCACCACCACCAAGGGACCGGCAACUCCAACACAGAGCUCACGCAGAUCACCACCCUCUAGCAGUGCGCCGGCCCCCUAGGCUGGGGCCGAAUGGGAAUGGGCCGGGGCAGGGGGACGGAGUUGGUCCAGGACAGGGGGCCGGAGUUGCCCCGGGGCAGGGGGCCGGAGUUGGGCAGGGGCAGGGGGCCGGAGUUGGGCCGGGGCAGGGGCAAGGUCCGAAUGGCCUGGCUGGGGCCUGAGCCAGAUCUGAGCCGGAGCGAUUUGAAGGCUGAACAGCAGGGUCAAGUACUCUAAGAGAUUGUCUACCUGGGACAAAGGGGCUGUACUUCUGUGUCUUCACUUCACAUGGAUGUUAUUUACAAAGACACAAUGUUGUUGCUUGUUUUGAUUGGUUAAAGGGACCAUCUGGGAUUUACAGAACAACAAUCCCAGGUUUCCCCUUUAAAUAUUUUCAGGACGAUUCAGAGUAGAGAUCUGCUUUACUCUACAUAUACCAUUGAUUUCAAAGGAUGAUGAUUAGUCUCCUAUUUACGUAAAUGGAUGAUGAUCAGUCUCCUGUUGACUGUAAUUGGUGACUUCAAUGGUAGAGGAUGAGUCUUCAACUCACUUCAGUAGAUUAUUUCAGUGAAAUGUAUCUCACCUCUGAAUCUGACGUGUUCUCUGUUUCUUGUUAUAGUAUUAUGUUGUUGUUAUAGUAAUAUUUGGGUUGUUUCGUAAAAACGCUUAUUUGUCUGUUUUUAUGCUUUAAGUAAUUACUGCAAGUGUGGACGUUUUAAAUGUAUGUUUGUUUUAUUUUGUUAAAGGAGAACUAAUCUGAUUCCAUGGCCUUAAAUACCAAGCGAAGUCUGUUAUAAAUACUAUCCACUAUCCUGGAUAAAGUGUGUUAGUCUUUGAUGGUGCUUUACUGUUAGUUUUCUAUAACCUUCUGUUUUGUAUGACUGUACAGGUGUUGUGUAGGUAAGAACAGUGAAUCACCACAGAGACUUGCUUACUGAAUCAUCAUUGUUGAUGAAAUAAUCACAGGUGACAAUGUUGCCUGACCCUAUAGGUAUAGGUAUAUAUUUGAAUAUAUAUGUAUAGGUAUAUAUUUUAGUAUAUACGU
Esox lucius (northern pike) is the source of this 2730-nucleotide messenger RNA. It is a transcript of the gene oprl1, whose product is annotated as opiate receptor-like 1. The transcript has 4 exons. Bases 483 to 1586 code for a protein of 367 amino acids. NCBI's taxonomy places the organism in Eukaryota, Metazoa, Chordata, Actinopteri, Esociformes, Esocidae. Gene Ontology annotation, cellular component: neuron projection; membrane. Gene Ontology annotation, molecular function: nociceptin receptor activity; neuropeptide binding. Gene Ontology annotation, biological process: neuropeptide signaling pathway; sensory perception of pain. The record is from RefSeq and is a predicted model, not a curated record.